UUCGACACUUCCAAUGCUCCAACUACUCUAAACAACUUCACAUUAAAACACAACAACAUUGUUUCCAUCGACACACACUUCCAAGGUUUUUCGUUUAUCCCACUCCUCCAUUUUCUACCCCUCAAUCUCAUCUCAUACAUAACAUUUCAAACUCUCUCAUUUCUCUCUCCACAUUGAUCCCUUCAUUGCCAAAAGAUUUAGGUUCAGAUUAGGAUAAUUCGAAAUGGCGACAACAACAUCGAUUUCUAGUAUUUCGGUUGGAGUGUCAAGACCUAGGAUUACCUCAUCGCAGAAGUUAGGUUCUGUGAUUCUUGGAGGCAGGGUUAAGGUUGGCUCAUGUGAUAAACUAGGAAGUGUUUGUCAUGUUGCAUCUGUGAAACCCUUCCAGCAGGUUUUACCGUCAAGUAAUGUAAAAUUCGACAAAUUUGUAACGAAGGCAAUGUCUGAGUCCAGCUCAAACAAUCAAGUUGCAGGAUUGCCAAUUGAUUUGAGAGGCAAAAGGGCAUUUAUUGCUGGUGUGGCUGAUGACAAUGGAUAUGGCUGGGCAAUAGCAAAAUCUCUUGCUCAAGCAGGAGCUGAAAUUCUCGUUGGCACAUGGGUACCUGCUCUAAAUAUAUUCGAGUCCAGUCUACGGCGUGGAAAAUUUGACGAAUCACGCAAGUUACAAGAUGGAUCAUUGUUCGAGAUUACUAAAGUGUAUCCCUUGGAUGCGGUCUAUGAUACUCCCGAAGAUGUUCCGGAAGAUGUAAAAGCUAAUAAGCGCUAUGCUGGAGCCAAAAAUUGGACUGUCCAGGAAGUUGUUGAAUCUGUUAAGAACGAUUUCGGCACCAUAGACAUACUUGUGCACUCACUUGCUAAUGGACCAGAGGUCAGCAAACUAUUGUCUGAGACAUCUCGGAAAGGAUAUCUAGCUGCAUUGUCUGCGUCGAGUUACUCUUAUAUUUCAUUACUAAAGCACUUUCUUCCAAUCAUUAAUCCAGGUGGAGCUUCAUUAUCUCUAACCUAUAUUGCUUCUGAGAGGAUUAUUCCCGGGUAUGGCGGGGGUAUGAGUUCUGCUAAAGCUGCUUUGGAAAGUGAUACAAGAGUGCUUGCUUUUGAAGCCGGUAGAAAGAAAAGAAUCAGAGUCAAUACUAUAUCUGCAGGUCCACUGGGAAGCCGUGCUGCGAAAGCAAUCGGUUUCAUUGACACGAUGAUUGAUUAUUCGUUUACCAAUGCACCCAUUCAGAAAGAACUAAAUGCAGAGGAGGUAGGCAACACUGCUGCUUUCUUGGCAUCACCCUUAGCAUCAGCUAUCACAGGCGCUGUUAUAUAUGUCGAUAACGGACUAAACGCCAUGGGAGUUGGAGUCGACAGUCCAGUAUUUAAAGACCUCGCCAUUCCAAAGCAAGAACAUUGAAAUUGAGCUGAUUAGUUUUCUUUGUUUGAAAUCGUAAUCCUUCUACUUGACUAAGACGAUGCGGCCUAUGAUGAUGAAAAAACCUAUAAGAGUUAGUUUUACAGUUUGAUAAAUUAGUAAGUGGUUGUUUGAACUGCAUAAUCAUUGUGAUCCUCUUUGCAGUGUCCUCUGCAAAAUGUAUUGAAUAAUUUGGAGAGUCCUAACAUUUGAAUGGGCAUGCUAGUGGCCCUGCCGCCAUCUAUGGACUAGUUUGGUUAAAAUUUAAGAUUUUUGUAACAUUUUUCAAGGAUCAUAUGUUGGUUUGUC
This is a messenger RNA of Vicia villosa (hairy vetch), 1702 nucleotides long. Its product is annotated as enoyl-[acyl-carrier-protein] reductase [NADH], chloroplastic-like. Gene Ontology annotation, biological process: fatty acid biosynthetic process. The record is from RefSeq and is a predicted model, not a curated record. Bases 224 to 1396 code for a protein of 390 amino acids. Gene Ontology annotation, molecular function: enoyl-[acyl-carrier-protein] reductase (NADH) activity. The transcript is spliced from 12 exons. Lineage: Eukaryota; Viridiplantae; Streptophyta; Magnoliopsida; Fabales; Fabaceae.